This is a messenger RNA of Oryzias melastigma (Indian medaka), 1249 nucleotides long. RefSeq names its product integumentary mucin C.1. The coding region runs from base 1 to 501 and encodes 166 amino acids. The record is from RefSeq and is a predicted model, not a curated record. Lineage: Eukaryota; Metazoa; Chordata; Actinopteri; Beloniformes; Adrianichthyidae. The transcript is spliced from 6 exons.
AUGUCAAAUCUCACUCCACUGGUUAAUGGAAGUACUCUACCAUGUCCUCAAGUGAAACCAACGACCUUUGUCCAUUCCACUGAUGGAGAUGAAGGGCCCUGUUCAAGCACCCCACCAACAGAAACUACAACCACAUCCACUACUUUUAAAACUCCACCCACCACCACAACAACUCCAUCUUUACCAGAUCCUCCAACAACAGUUGAUAACAGGACCACACCUACUGAGACUACAACAACACCCACUACUUUUAAAACUCCACCCACCACCACAACAACUCCAUCUUUACCAGAUCCUCCAACAACAGUUGAUAACAGGACCACACCCACGGAAACUACAACCACACCCACUACUUUUAAAACUCCACCCACCACCACAACAACUCCAUCUUUACCAGAUCCUCCAACAACAGUUGAUGACAGCACCCCUAACGUUUCUCCAAACAUGAAGCCUUCUGCCAUUCUCAUCUUUCUGCUCACCGUAAUGGGCCUGGUCCACUGAUGGAAAUCUCUGUUCCUCAUCUGGGAGAAAGUGACUUCAUGGAACUUAUUUAUGUUUUGGUAUGAUACAAAUUAGAAUGAAAACCUUUGAAGCAGGAGCUUAAGUUAUAAAUAUGAUAAUUAAAUCUUCCGGAAUUUGUUAAUUCAUGGUGAUGGCAACAUAAUUAGUUACAUGCAUACUUUUAAAUAAGUUUUAAGAUAAAUGUAUUUUCUGUCAAUUGUGCUUUACUCUUUUAAAAUAAAUAUUCAAUCCUGUUACAAUGAGGAAUGUGCAGCUUAGAACAUGUAAACCCAUAACCUAAUUUGUUUUCUAGCAAGAAUACAUAUUUUGUUUUUAUUUAUUCUUCAUCGUGUUUUGUAUUGAUAUAUUUAAUUAAAUCACUGUCAAUUUGGGGGAAAAUUGUAAAAAAAUAAAAAGAAGAAACUUUUGCUCUAAAAGUUGUAGUUAUUUGUCAUGUGUUGAAAGAAAUAAGCUUGCAAGAUUACUUGAACCUUUCAGCAAACCCAGUAAAAUUAAAUACACUUUAGAUAUGAAAUAUUUUUUACAAUUUAACAUUUUAAUAACACAUUAAUUUAGAAAAAAACAUCACAUUCACUCAGAAAAGAAAGUACUAAUAUUCUGCAAACAGAAAUGCUAAUGACUUUGAAGAAGGAGCUAACAUAGCUAGAUUGCAGUGUGAACCAUUAGCUUUUAAGCAAACAUGUAAAGAAAACUGCUACGGUUAAAAUAAAAAAAAAUAAAAAAAAAA